UAUUGGAGCAGAAACUUGAAAUUUGGCUGGGGGUUUCACCAUGAUAUCAAGCAUGUGCCCUUUGCUGUCCCCAUGAAAAUCUACCCACCUCUAGCAAAGUUAAAAGCCUCUGAAAAAUUACAGUUUGCACAUCCGCUGUAGAGGUUUGUUAGAGGCAGGCAGCAUUAUAUUCCAAAGAUUCAUCUACACUGAGAAUCAUCCAUUGCCACACAACUCUCAUUCUAGCUGCCAAGAGCAGCUGUGGUGCCAGUUACCAGAAUUGAGAGCAGGAAGACUGUCUCUUCUACACUAUAAAUUCUCCCCUCCUAGCAUCAUGACAGCAAGGAGGAAGAGGAGAAAACAGCCUGACUAGAAUGCAAAGGAGUGAGGAGGCAAGGGGGGGAAGGAAGUUGGAGCCAGGGAAGGGAUAGGAGCAGUCUGAGACCAGUAACAGGCAGAAGGAUCUAUAAUUCCAGAACCUGGAAUUGACUUGUGUUAAUUCUGGUGCUGUCUAGCAAAUAGUGUGAAAACUUAUUGGCAAAGCCCCCUUUGGUGGUUGAGCCACAUAGACGAUAACAGCUUACUACUGCUACCUGUUAGCUCAAGUGGUAGAGGUCUGUGCUGCGGAUCUAAAGUUCCUAUCUCUGCUGAUGACUCAUGUUGCGUCAAUAUGGUUCUAGGUGAAUAAAAUGCUUAUAAAAGGUUACAUGCUUUGAAAAAUCAGGCCCUAGAACUCUCAAGUUGGGCUCCCAAAGUUAGUGGACACUUGAAAAAUUUGUUCUUAAUCUCUCUAUGGUUCAAUUUCUUAUCUGCAAAGUGGGGAUAAUAUCUUACACUGGAAAGGUGUUGUAAAUAUAAAUUCAUUAAUGUUUGUGAAUGGUUCUGGGUGUCAUAGAAAAGUCCAUAAGGAAAUUUAAUAAUUUUGUAUUCAGUGCAGGUUUUAAAUACUAUGCAGUAAAUAAGACAUGGAGCCAUACACUGAAUGAUGAGGAUAAAAAGGAAUAGUGACUAGAUACCCAUUCAGAGAGUAUUAUCCAUUUUGUGCACUGAAUGAGGCAAGGUCCUGUAGGAAAAAUAGUAAAUAAAAAUUAUCUUAAUGUACAUUGACAAAGGAGCCAAAUUAAGGUUCAACGAGCAACCUUAAUUCUGGCAGUUUUCUGACGUUUGAGUGUUUGAUUUUGCGACCUUAAUGUUCUUAGCACAGUGCUUUUGUGUGUAAUAUGCAUGCUCAGUAAGGACAGACUCUUCAGAGAUUUUAGCUGCCAAGCUGUAGUAAGUCUCCAAUAAUCAUGUGUGAAGUGAUAUUUUUCAGAGGCUUAUAACUUGGCCAAAUUUGAGUGGAUUUUUCACAGGGAUGGCAAACACACACAUCUCUGACCCAAAGCCCUCCUCAGCUCUCCCUCCCUAGCCAAUUUUAAGUCCCUGUUCCAAAGCAAGGGGACAUUGGAUAUCCUCAAAGAAAAAGUUACCAGAGUGUUUUAAUAUGGACAAAACAAUGGGUUUAUCGCUAACCUCAUUCUUGGAAAUGGCUGAACUGUUUUAACUGAACUUUUCCUCCCAAAAGGUUCAGCCCCCUUUGGUGGGGGAAAAGUUCAGUUAAAGCUAGGCAGUUUAUCUAGCAUGGAAAAUUUCAGCCAUAACACUUGCAGUUUGGGAAAGUUAUAAGUAACUGAAUCAGGGUCUUAUGGUGGUAAGUGUCAGGCAGCCUUAAUAUCGGGUGGUGCUACCAGCCUGCUUAUCAUAGGGAUGACUGGAUCACUGCUGAAAUGUAAAAAGUUAUAUGUGUAAUAUGUCAUGAAUUCUGCAUACAUAACUACAAAACUAUGUUUUAAGAGGGACGAUAAUAACUUCUCCAGUUGAAGCUGCAGGGAGAAUUUUAGGCAGUCAUAUUAAUUUUGGCUGGAACAUGGAUGCAGAGAAUUCCACUCUUACAGAAAUGAUCACAAGAUCUUUUAAUUAUCGCAAGAUUUCACAACCUCCGUUUUUAUACCUCCCAAAGAUGAAGCAUAGUAUUUUCAAAAGCACCUAAAUGAUUUAGGAGCACAUGAAAGUCACUUGCAUGCUUUUGAAAAUUGCAUCUGACACCUCCAGCAACACAAUGGCAUGUUAUGAUAUGCAGGAUUAAGUUCAAAAAAUGACUUAGAUAAAAUAUUGCUUUCUAGUGUCUCACCACACCAUUUCCUUACACCAUCUAAGAUUUCAUUGCUCUUCCAUCCAAAUACUGACCAGACCUGAUUUUACUUAAUUUGUGAGACCUGAUGAGAUCACAGUCCAAGUCCCCUUUUAUAGACCUCAGUACUUUCUUACUUGGCAAGACUACGUUAAUUAUGUUGUUUGCUUUCGGAAUAACUUUUCUCUGUAGUCAGUGAACUGUGUAAAUGUUUUACAUGAUUUUUUUUCUAUUUGUGAAUAAAUGCUUUUACGUUUACGAUGUGUGUUAUCACAAUAGAUAUGUUUUACUCUGUAAUAUUUAGAUCUGCCUAGCCAUCUGAUAUGCAACUCUUAUUAUGCAUCACCAGUUUUUAUAAAUUAAGCAUGUAUGGACUGUAACAGCUAUGUACUACAACAAAUGAAUUUAUUUCUGGGUUUUCUAGAAAUAAAUAGCUGAGAUUUCCUUUCCAACUAUACUUUAGAAGCACAGAUAAAAUGACUUCCUGUCUCACUAUUUCCUGUAUCCAUGGUAACCUCUCUUUAACCACUCACUGUGGAAGAGCCUAUGGGAAGAAUGUUUCCUGAGUGAACAGUUGCAAAACCUAGGGCAAAACGUGAGCGCUCUAAUAAACCGGAAUGUUGCUAAGAAAAGUCUUACAGCACGUCUAAAAAGUAAACUUGUAAGUAAGUCCAGUGAACUGCCUCACAAGCCAGCUGAUAAUAUGAAUUUGUGGUUUGGGCUAAGUCAGAGAUGACUGAGAAAGCCAAAGACAGGGAUGUGUGUGGACUUCAAAGUUCUGUACCCUGCACAGGAGUAUUCCUCCAUAUCCUUAACUGUUUUCUUUUGUUGCUGCUCCAGAAAGAGGUACUUGGCUGUCCAUCCGUCUGCCAGCUCUGCACUGGGAAACAAGUUAAUUGUCGUAACUUAGGUCUUUCAAGCAUUCCAAAGAACUUUCCAAAAAGUACAGUACUUGUAUACCUCAGUGGGAAUAAUAUAUCGCAUGUAAUUCCAAAUGAAUUAACAGGCCUUCAGAAGCUUGCUGUGCUCUAUUUGGAUAAUUCCAGCAUUUCAUAUGUGCAUCCAAAGGCUUUUGUUGAACUUAGUAAACUGUGCUACUUACAUCUAAAUAAUAAUCACAUAAAACGUUUGGAUCCAGGAAUAUUUGAAGGGCUUUCAGAUCUUCAUUGUUUAUACCUUCAGAAUAAUCAAAUAUCUUUUGUUCCUAGAGGAUUAUUUAGUGGUCUCAUUUCAGUUCGAUACUUAACGCUUGAAAGAAAUCGCCUCAGUAUCCUUGGAAGUGGCACUUUCUUGGGAAUGAUUAGUCUUCAAACGCUUAAUCUAGCCAACAAUAAGAUUUCACGGAUAUCAGAUACAGCAUUUCAUCAUCUUGGAAACCUUGUGUAUUUGUACCUUGAAGGUAAUAAUUUAACACAUGUGCCAUCAAAGGCCAUUGGAAUACUUAAAAAUCUAGAAAGACUUUCCUUGUCUCACAACCCUGUUGGGUCAAUACAUCCUUUUGCAUUUAAAGGACUUGACAGGCUUGAAUAUCUAUCUUUAAAAAGUGCAAAAAUAAAAAGCAUUAUCAUGAAUGGAUUUGCUGGAUUAAAUAACCUUAAAAAGUUAAUUUUAAGCCAUAAUGAUUUAGAACAUGUAAAUUCCAACACUUUUACUUCGUUGCAUAAUUUAAUGUACCUGCAACUAGACAAGAAUAAAAUAGUUAGUAUUGGUGAUAAUGCAUUUGAAAAAAUGGGAUCUUUUUUAAAGAUUCUAAAUCUAGCAUCUAACAACCUUACCAAUUUGCAGCCUAAAGUGCUCAAGCCUUUGGUUUCAUUAACUCAUCUACAGGCAAAUAACAACCCUUGGAACUGUAGCUGCACACUGCUUGGGCUACGUAAUUGGCUAGCAUUAUCUUCAAUCUCUGUCAAAAUCCAUUGUCAAAAUCCCCCAAGUAUGCGCGGUAGACCUUUGCAUUAUGUUAAAUGGACCGAAUUUACAAACUGUGCUAUCACUACCACUAAUCCAGAAACCGCCUGGAGUGUAGCAUCUGUAGGUAUCCAUCAUAGCACCGCCACUUUAGUGAUGGCAUGGCAUAUGGUAACCACAUAUGAUAAACUUGUACAUUUGGAAAAUGCUGGAACUAAACGUGUUACUUUCUGGGGAAGAGAUCCAACCACAUCUGCCAGUCAAUUUCUUUAUGAAGAAUAUGCUGCUGGGAAUCCAUCAGAAGCAACAACAGUGUUAUCAGUAUUACCAGUGCAAACAGCUGCACAGAUUGUGCCAGUUAACUUGACCAUGGAACAGAAAAGUGAAUUUCCUCCAGAUGCUGCAUCUGUAUCCUUAAAAACGUCUCUAAUCUGUACACAGCAGGUGGAGAAACUGAAUCAGGCAUUUGACAUUUUAUUAGCCUUUUUCAUUUUAGCAUGUGCUGUGAUCCUUUUUCUAAUCUAUAAAAUUGUCCAGUUUAGACAGAAGCUGAAGAUGCGGGGAGACUCGGGGGAAAAGGGAAUAGAGUACUACAGUUCUUACCAGGCUGGUAGAUACAAUGUAACUGACCCAGUUCAGUCCCUACCUCAAAAUCCAAUGAGAAGUUCAGAAUUGGACCAAAUUAAGUUUAUCAAACGAACAAUGCCUGAAUGUCAGGCACAGGUCAUCCUGUUUGAACAUUCAGCAUUGUAACUUAUUCAGCUAGACUUUUGAUGUUGAAUCUAUUGUGGUUUGAAAUGUCAAGAAAUCAAGUGCAUUAAGUUCUCUUAAAAAUAGUUGAAGUUUCUCUGUUUGGUUAACUGGUUGAUGGUUUUGUGGAAAAUGUUAUAAUUUGGAAUUGAUAUCAUGAUUCUUACUCCAAAUGUCACUGAAUUUCUUAACUUUUAAUAGCUAUACUGUCAUUUGAAUCUUAAGCCUGUGUCAUGGACAAAUCUCAUUCUACUGUCCCCAUUUGAUGGAAUUCUUCAUUCAUAACUCCUGCAGCUAACAAUGAGUGUUCUCCCUGUGUGAGAAGCUAAAACUAUGCUUUUAAAAGGUUUUGUUCUUUUCAAAUAUUUAUUAUUAUUAAAUUAUUCAUAGAAGCAACAUAAAACAGCUUGUAAAUGAGUAAGCAAAACUGAUGGUGAUUGUUGUUGUCGGCAUCAUGAAGCUGAAAUUGUUGUGUGAGAAAAUGGUUCUCUUAGGAAGUCUCUUAAUAUGUGAAUAGUAAUUCAUAAUGACCAUCUGAAAUGGAGCAGAAAACAAAAGGGAUGAGCAUUCCUUUUCAUUUAACUUGGAUUAGGUUAAAUCUUCUGAGAAACAGGCAAAAUAAACUAUACUUUAUUUGUAUUUAAAUACAAAAUAUAUGUUGCUAAUAUUCGGAGUAAUUGUUGCAGUGUGUAUAGUAUGUAUAUUAAAACAAGAUAUACAAUAUAAUUCAUUAUCCAAAUUCUCUAUCCAAAAAUCAUAGUUAUCCGAAUACACAAUAUGUUCUCCAAUAGCAUUUCCAUUUAUCCAAAUGCCCAGUUAUCCAAAAGUUUUGGCUGUUCCCCAGGCAUAGGCAGCAGAUUGCUAAGACUAGAGGAGGCUCAGCCUCCCUAAAUCUAUCUCUGCCUCUGUGGUGUAGCCAGGAAUGGAUUGGUUGGGUCUUAGCACCCAGGCCCACCCAAAUCUGAGCACCAGCCACAAUGCUUAAAGUGAGGGGGAUUAUGGCGGGGUGUCAGCCCUAGAUUUUUUUAUUUUAUUUUUUUUAAGAUUGAGUCAGGUUACCAAGGGGCAGUCUUUUAGUAGAGCUGCUGCCGCCUCAUACCAUUCUGCACAUCUCUGCUUCCCCAUCAACACAGGCUCUGAUUGGCUCUCAACUGCCAAACAAUCAGGUUUUGACCAGGGCCCCCACCCAGCAAUGGAUGAGGGCAGGGCAUGCCUUCAUCAAUAAAAAAGGAAGUAACCUGAGCCGGGUGGCAUUGGAUGGAGCCUGUAUUGAUGGGGAGCGGAACAAAGCCUGGGACUUGGAGCAGUAGCCUGUUUGCCAGGUCUCAAGACCACUCCUUGGUGCAACCACUUCUCUCAUACUCAAGCAGAAGAAGGACUCUGCCCCUUAGCACCUAGCUCUGGUCACUGCUUUCCCAUGUCUCCCAUCUCCCACAGCUAAUCUGAUUGUAGCCAACAUCUGCCAUCCACCCAGGGCCAUGAUUGGGUUGAGGCACGCUUCUGCCAGUGGGGAGGCAGUAGCCAGAGCUGGAUAGUGUAAUGGCAGAACCACUUCCCUGCUGCCAUAAUGGAGCAGUGGCUAGGCCAUAUUUGAGUGGCAUUGUGACCUGGCACACAGGGUCUUACUACUUCCAGUCUUUGCUCUGCUCCCACAUGGACACAAGCCUAUGUGUGGCUAUGCCCUUGGUCAGGCCCCCUGCCAUAUAUAUAUAUAAUAUAUAUAUAAAAUUCACCAUCCUCCCAGGCUAUGUGGAUAAACAGAAGUGAACUGUAUAUUGUUUGUUCAUGUAUUCAUAUAUCUUCUCUCUGCAUAUCACACUAACUGGAAAAUAGGGUAUAUAGAGAAAUAAAUUUUCCUGUACGUUGAAAAAAGGACUUCAUAAUAUCCAGCAUCAGAGGCCUAGAUAAUUAUUCCUUAAUAGGAGGAAUUUUUUCAUCCCAAGGUUAAUAGUUUUUUUCCUAUGAACUUGAAAAUGCCAGUUUUUGUAUCAUUCAUCAUCCCAUUUAAGAUUUUUUAAGUUAAACAUGCUGUAUUAUUAAAUAUCCUUUGCUGAGGGGUGUAUUUUGAAUCACAAGGUGAAAUGACUUUGUCUCAGCCAGUACCCGAGAUCUAGCUUUUAAGAUCAGGAUCCAUCUUGAAUAAAUGUAAAUUAGUUUUUAA
Molecule: messenger RNA, 6965 nt
Organism: Chrysemys picta bellii (western painted turtle)
Lineage: Eukaryota; Metazoa; Chordata; Testudines; Emydidae
Gene: LRRC70
Product: leucine rich repeat containing 70
Cellular component (GO): extracellular matrix
Molecular function (GO): protein binding
Source: RefSeq, a predicted model, not a curated record